Pogonomyrmex barbatus (red harvester ant) is the source of this 2271-nucleotide messenger RNA. RefSeq names its product INSC spindle orientation adaptor protein (gene insc). Gene Ontology annotation, molecular function: cytoskeletal adaptor activity. NCBI's taxonomy places the organism in Eukaryota, Metazoa, Arthropoda, Insecta, Hymenoptera, Formicidae. Gene Ontology annotation, cellular component: apical cortex. The record is from RefSeq and is a predicted model, not a curated record. Gene Ontology annotation, biological process: regulation of asymmetric cell division; establishment of mitotic spindle orientation; apical protein localization.
UAAAGUGGAAAAAACAUGAGUGCGUUCAAGAGAUAUCAAAGUAAGGUUUUUUGGGAUCAAAUGGCUUCGCGUGAUCUGGAAGAUGAUCACUCUGCAAAAAGAUACGAUCCCCCGCGUUAUUCUUUUAAUGAACGUAUUCGUGAAAAGGAGGAAGAAGAAGAAGAAAAUUUAACUAAAUCAGAAAACGAUACAGUCGAUAAUGCAAAUAUUACCGCGAUACACGUUUGUAAUAAAAGCGACGGGAAUAUAAAACAAAAUAUAUGUCAGAUUUCAUUGAUACACGACAAAAGUGUAACACAUCACAGAAUGACAGUGAAGCAAACAGAUGAAGAAAAGGAAGAAAGACAUGAGAUGAGAAACAGAUCCUGUAGUCCCUUGAGCCAAGAUUUCAAGAGCCAAGAUUCCGGAUUCUCUGAUUCUGAAAGAUCGGACUGUUCGGAAACUUGCGAAAAUGCAACUCCAAGACGGAAAUUGAGGAGGAAACGGAUAAAACAACGUAGAAUCCAGUCAACUUCUUCAUGGUUGGAGGAAGAAUCUCUCCCAAUACCGACUCAUACAUCCACACCAAAGGAUUCUAAAAUGUUCACCGUGAGGAAUCGUUUCGCAAAAUCCGCAAAAAGUCCGAUUCGAGGACAAAGAAUUGACAAAGCGCCAAACGAUACGUCAAAAGUACUCUCGUCCGUUUCGUUGGAGGAAGAGAAUCUGCGCGAUUUUCUAUACGCAUCCGAGCCGCCGGAAGACAGCGUUCAGUCGUCAAUAGCGAAAUCGCGGGCUUCCACUGACGCUGCGGAUGCAAUUGCCGCCGGUAGGGACGUGUUGAACUCUAGAAAUUAUCGUCAAGCGUCCUCCAUGAGAGCAUGGCUAACCGAUCUCGCCGUGGUGACCGAGAACGAGUGUAGCAAUACGCUUCAAAGCAAGAAUUUGCCGCGCAAAGGAGUCCGAGUGAUAUCCGGCGAAAUUCAUGCGCGGGAUUUGAAGAUGAUGUCUUCUGCAGCCACCGCGGCCGCGAGUAAGCUUUUAGUCAACGCGGAUCACUUCGAGCAACAUUAUCGGAAUAUCGUCGAAAGAAUAACGAGAUUGGAAGGUGGCAGAUCUGAAAUGGAACUUCUUCGUAGUAUAGAAGAAGCAGCAUUUUCUAUCCUUUCUGAAUUAGGAGCACCUCCUCCUCGUAGGAUACAGCAAGGUAGUCUUAGGAGUAUCCUCGCGCAGUUACAAAAUAUGAAGAUAUAUGUUGAUAAAACACUUGACACUCGCUUAGAUUUUUACAUUGAGAAAAUAAUCCGAGCUCUCGAGGAAGCUCCAUGGGAGGAUAGCAGCGUAGCUAGAGGUACUUUGGCAGCCCUGACAGCUUUAGGAUUGUCGGAUGCUCGUGCGGGAAGCAGCAUAGCUCGAUGUUCUGGCAUAAAAGCUCUCUUGACAUGUCUUGUCUCUACCAAUCGAACACCAAAUGAUUUUGUUGCAAUAUCAUUACGUGCUCUGGCCAGUGUGUGCUCUUCCACGUCAGCGAUCGAAUACUUUGCUCGAGAUGGUGGUCCCGAGAUCCUAACAGAUCUUUUGGGCGCAGAAUCCUCUUCCGAGAAGGAAAAGACCGAAGCCACUGCUUUGGUGGUGCAAAUCACGGCACCAUGGACUAUGGCACGGGGUUUACCAUAUCUCGAACCUUUUGCGGAUUUAUUGAUUCCGGCAUUGAAUCAAUUGGUUGAAAACACCAGUUGUGCACAGACCUUGUUGCUAGCUGCUGCAGCACUGAAUCAGUUAUCCAAAUCGAGAAUAUGCGCCACGAUUAUAAUGGAAGAAGAUAGUGUGAGAAAACUUUUAAAAAGCGUGAAAAAAUCUGCUGGCGGUAAUAUCUGGUUGAUGGAGCAGGUGGCCGCAUUGAUUGGUGAAUUGGCGCGUAUUCCUGAAGGCCGAUCACAUUUGGCAAAGGCACGAGCCUCCGUGGCAUUAGUCUCCUUUCUUCGAAUGAGGCCACCAGGUCUGGAAAACGCGUAUGAACGGUUGGAAACCACUGCAGCAGCCGCACUAACCAGACUCUGUGUGGAGCCGGAGAUUGCAAGACAAGUAGUUGCAAUCGGUGGCGGAGAUUGUCUACCGGGACUAUACAAAGUAAAUGAGGUCCAAAUAGACCAAGAGGAUGAGGAAGCACAAGUGGAUACGGGUCUGUUAAGAUAUACUAGAUCAUUAAGACGCGCAUGCAAGAAGGCCGCAAGACAAAUCGGGAUCGCAAAAGCCAAGGACCACAGCACAUUGGAUUGAGGGGAUUCUGGAAAA